Messenger RNA from Gryllus bimaculatus (two-spotted cricket), 617 nucleotides. The record is from the annotation of a GenBank genome assembly. Lineage: Eukaryota; Metazoa; Arthropoda; Insecta; Orthoptera; Gryllidae.
GAACCAUUUUGGUCAGGGAUACAGAGUAAAAAGUAUAAAUAUAAUGAAGACCCUCCUAAAAGUCUGAACCAAUGAUUGGGACCAAAUCAGCUUUUACAUUUAUAACUCAUAAUUAGUGUUUUAUAUUUUAUCAUUGUUAAAACUGCAUUCUUUUUUGUGUAAAUAAGCAUAUAUUUGAUAUUGUGAGUUUGUAUUGUUAAAUUUUGAAAUUGUUUGUAUAUUGAAAAGAUGUUACUGAGUGCUUGAGAAGUUGAUACUGUUCAGAAUUUACUCUUGCAAUGGUCCCGUAUCAUGGGAACGUUGUAUUGUUUUUAUGGUUGAUUGCAUUUGAUCACAGGAGACUGAUUAAUAGUUUAUUCUCCAUUACAAAGAUGUGACUUCUAGUACUUCCCUGAAGUCUUCAACCAGAUUAAAGGAGAAUAGCAGUAAUAAAUUAAAUUGUUCAAGCAAUAAGGUCUUCACUGCCUUUUUGAAUUUACCCACAUAUAUUAACUACUGCAUUUAUAAUGUGCUCCCUGCAAUGAAAGUGGUCUAUGGAGGAUAUUAAAUUGGGAAGCUCAAUACUAAUAAAAUUAUUGUACAUUUUGGGCAUGGUUAAUAAAAUGAUACAAAAAAUA